Rhododendron vialii is the source of this 1101-nucleotide messenger RNA. RefSeq lists its product as uncharacterized. The record is from RefSeq and is a predicted model, not a curated record. The transcript has a single exon. Bases 1 to 1101 code for a protein of 366 amino acids. Lineage: Eukaryota; Viridiplantae; Streptophyta; Magnoliopsida; Ericales; Ericaceae.
AUGACUGAGAUGUGCUUGUCAAGCACCCCCAAGAAGACUGCUUCCCAAUUCUCUACUCUCGUACUCUCUGACGUGGUCCUAUUUUUCUCUUUCAUUCUCUCACACCCUCUCUAUUUCGCUUACUUCAUCUUCUUCUCACCAUACCUUCUCAAGCUCCUCUCUUUUCUCUCUCCUCUGUUCAUCACCACUGCCCUCCUCCUACUUGCUUUCCUCACCAUCUCUCCCAUCGAAGCUUCCGAAUCCCAAGCGGGCUUCCUUCUCUCAACGUAUUAUACAGUCAGAGAGAGAUUAUGGUCAGCUACAGAAAAUGAAGACAGGGAGUUUCCUCUCUUUGAGGAGUUUGAAGCUUACAAAAUUAUAUUUGACACGCCUGCUCUGUGUGCACUAGAAAAUUCAGAUGGAGUUCCGGAGUUGAGAUCAGAAGAAAAUUUAGCAGAGAAAACAGUUGAAAUUGCUUGGGAAGAGAAGAGAAUUGAAGGGUUCUUCAAAGGAUUGGAGGAGUUCGAAAAAAUGACUUCGAAUGAAGAAGAGAAGAAAGUGGAGUUAUUAGGCAUCAAAUCCGAUGAAGUUAAAAAAGAAGUGUCUUUUGUGAGAAGCGAAUCUGAGGCAACGGGCGAUAAACUUAGGGAUGACACAGUUAAAAUCAGUACUAAUAGUGAUGGAGAGUACACUGCGGAUAAGCUAUUGGAGAGUCCAAGUUCGCAAGCAUUUGAGUCAAGUCUUGGGAGCUAUGGGUCGAUGAGGAAAGAGAAAGAGUGGAAGAGGACGUUGGCGUGCAUGCUUUUUGAGGAGCGGAACAAUGUGGGCGGUGGUGAAGGCAUGGAUUCACUCUGGGAGACAUACGAAAUGGAUUCGAGCAACAAGGCCAAGCCAAAAGGCAAUAACACCAAGAAGAAGAACAACAAGAAGAAAAGCGUUUAUGAGGAGGAGGAUUACGAGGAAGAGGACGCCGAUGGGCAGUUGUGCUGUUUACAAGCUCUCAAGUUCUCAUCAGGGAGGAUGAAUUUUGGGAUGAGGAAGCCUAGUCUUGUGAAGAUCUCCAAGGCAAUCAAAGGGAUCGGGUGGCUGCACAGCGUGACCAGGCAUGGCAGGAAAGGGUAA